This is a messenger RNA of Trichosurus vulpecula (common brushtail), 1351 nucleotides long. RefSeq names its product signaling threshold regulating transmembrane adaptor 1 (gene SIT1). The coding region runs from base 121 to 648 and encodes 175 amino acids. Gene Ontology annotation, cellular component: plasma membrane. NCBI's taxonomy places the organism in Eukaryota, Metazoa, Chordata, Mammalia, Diprotodontia, Phalangeridae. The transcript is spliced from 5 exons. The record is from RefSeq and is a predicted model, not a curated record. Gene Ontology annotation, molecular function: kinase binding. Gene Ontology annotation, biological process: regulation of T cell activation; signal transduction; T cell homeostasis.
GGGAACUUGGCCCUGGGGGAAAGACAACUGGGGUUCUGAGCCUAGUGACCUGGUCCUGGGGGAUUGAGAAGCAGUGCCCGUUUCUCCUGGCAGGCUCAAACCCAGAUAUCUUUGGCAUUAAUGAAUACGAAAGAUUGCUUAAAUGUUACAGCUGGGUUCCCUGGCUUGCACUGCGCUUUUGGGCUGUGGGCCGUGCUGGGGGUGGUGACCCUGUUGCUGCUUUUGGCACUGGCUGAACACCUAGUCCGAUGGACCAGAGAAAAGAACAAGAUAUUCCAGGGACAGGAAAGCCCCAAGAGACCUGUGGAAGAGGUACCACUUUAUGGGAACCUGACAUACCUACAAACAGGACGGCUACCACAGAAGCCAGGGCCUAUCCUGCAGGAGCAAUCAGGAGACAUCCCUCGAGCAAGGGAGGAAGCUAUGUGCUACGCCAGCCUGCAGCUGCAGCCUCCUCAGGGACGCCCCCCAGGGCCCAGUGCAGGGCCACCCAUCAAGUAUUCAGAAGUGGUGAUGCUGGAGCCUGAGCAGUCCACCCCCACGCCCCGGCUCCCAGAGCCUGAACUCUACGCUUCCGUGGGCUCCCAGACCCGCCGGGCAGCCUUUCCUGAUGAGGACUAUGCCAACAGCCAGCCAGGAGAUGGAUGAGGGAAGACCCACAUCUAAACAUCAGAUACACCUCGGGAGUAGGGAAGAGAGGAAAAAGGCCAUCGUCCACAGGAAGACGUCCUAGCUUGACUUUCCCCUUUGGCCCACAGAUGCUUUAAUUUGAGCUAUGACCAUGGGACAUAGUAGGGGAAUGGCUUCUUUGGAGUACCAGAAAUUAACCCCCAAUAAAUAGAAGCCUGUCUAUACUAGGAGGCAAGGGAAGCUUCCAGCCUGGAUGAGACCAACUCCACCUUCAAACUCCCCCUGCUUGGGUGGAUAUUGCUUUCAUAACCCCUCCUAUCUUUGCCCCUCUGAGGUUAACCAGUUCCGGCUUCUCUAGUUUCUUCAGAAAUACAGGAAGUAGUGGUGGUGUUUUAGGGGGUGGGGUGGGCAAGCACACUUAUCUGUGUGCAUCUGAGAACACAUGAGUGCCUGGGAGUAUCUAUGCAAGAAUAUGUGUGUAUACAUGGGAGCGCCAAAGAGCAAGCAGAUCUGAGAGCCCAUGUGAGGCAGGAUGUCUGCAUCUAUAUGUGAACAAGUGUCAUUCUGGCCAGGUACAAGCAAGAUGAUGGGGAUGCCCGCAGCAUUCAUCUUUAGCCCCUAAGAUAGGUUUCAAGAAACUGAAAGAAGAGGAUGGAGUCAGGGGCACAGUCCCCUCUCCUGCUAUUUUGAUUUUUUUUAAUCAAAUAAUCUCUCACUGUAA